Messenger RNA from Oppia nitens, 1272 nucleotides. Its product is annotated as sorbitol dehydrogenase-like. Gene Ontology annotation, biological process: D-sorbitol catabolic process. The transcript has 5 exons. Lineage: Eukaryota; Metazoa; Arthropoda; Arachnida; Sarcoptiformes; Oppiidae. The record is from RefSeq and is a predicted model, not a curated record. Gene Ontology annotation, molecular function: L-iditol 2-dehydrogenase (NAD+) activity. Bases 83 to 1165 code for a protein of 360 amino acids.
UUGUUUAUAUCAACAUUUGAUUCGGUUAUUAAAUCGCUAAGUUUUAAGAAAAUUAUUGAAAAGUUUUUUAAAAACUAAAGCUAUGGAUCAACUAAAUAAUAUCAAAGACUUAGACAAUCUUUCGCUUGUAAUUCACGGACCAAAUGAUUUAAGACUCGAACAAACGCCUAUUAAAGACACUUUAGAGCCAAAUGAGUGUUUGCUUGAAACACACAGUUGUGGUUUUUGUGGUACUGAUAUACAUUUGAUGGACCAUGGUCGUAUGGCUGAUUUUAUUGUAAAGGAACCGUUAGUUAUCGGACACGAGACUUCAGCCAGAGUAGUGGCCGUCGGCGGUGAUGUUAAAAACUUAAAAGUUGGGGAUCGGGUGGCCGUCGAAACUGCCAUUCCGUGCCAGAAAUGCGACUAUUGUCGGGCCGGUCGUUACAAUUUGUGUCCCAUAUCUAACACUCAAGCAAGAGGUCUGCCACCAAAACACGGAUGUCUGCGUAGAUAUUAUGCACAUCCCGCAGAUUUCUUGUUUAAACUUCCGGACAACGUUUCCUGGGAAGAGGGGGCUAUGUGUGAGCCCUUCUCGUGUAUAGUACACGCGUGUCGACGAUUAAACAUAAUGGCCGGACAUAAUGUAUUGGUUUGUGGCGCCGGUGCUAUGGGAAUGAUGGCAUUCCUUUGCGCCAAAGCUUUCGGUGCCAACAAAGUCUUUGUAACUGAUAUUAAUAAAAGUCGGUUAGCUUUGGCCGAUAAAUUAGGUGCCGACAAAACCUACGCAAUUGAUCCAAAAACAUUUAAUGACUUUGAUAUGGCACAGACUGUCGUCAAAGAUAUGGGUUGUAAUCCUGAUAUAAGUAUUGAAUGCACUGGCAAUGAUUCCAGCACUUCAAUGGCUAUAUAUGCCACCAAAAAUGGUGGUAAAGUUGGUAUCGUUGGAUUGGGAGGUCUUAAAAGUACUGUUCCUUUAGUUCACACAGCAAUGAGAGAAAUUGAUUUGAUUGGUGUCUGUCGUUUCAAAGAUGAUUAUCCAUUGGCCAUAGAAUUGAUAGCAUCGGGUAAAGUGAAUCUGAAACCAUUAAUAACUCAUAAGUUUCCCAUCACUGAAGCCAUUGAAGCCCUUAAAUUCAUGAAGAAGAAUGUCGAGGGAUCUCUUAAGAUAAUGGUUCACUACUGAUACUAAUACUAAUACUAAUACUAAUACUAAUACUAAUACUAAAUACUAAUACUAAUACUAAUACUAAUACUAAAUAAUAAUAAUCUUAACUAUAUUUUUACAAAUAA